CUAUAGGCAUUAUAUUUAUGUUUUUUCAUUUUAAAUAAUGUUGUGCUUUUUUUUUAAGUAAAGAGUCCAAGAAGGAGUUAGGUAUUUGGGGCAUUGGCUUUUGAGCUGUGAAACAGCAGGAAUGGUAGUACAGAAAUUCACAUUCUCCACUCAGAAAACAGAGACAAAAAUGGGAAGACAAGUCGUGACCAUAUUGCUGUCCUCCAUCGCCUCGCGCCGCCAUGGCCUCUGCCGAUUGUAUUCGUCGACAAGAGCACAUGCGUGAUCUGCCAAGGCAUCACCGGCAAGAACGGCACCUUUCACACCGAACAAGCCAUCAAAUACGACACUAACAUGGUUCGCUUUCUCUCUCUCCAUUUCGAAUUUGUUGAAUUAGCCAGAAGUGAUGGAGAAGGCGAGAAAGGAGUUGAAGAGAGUGGUGGGGGAAGAUCGGUUGUUGAUGUUUUAGGUUGACAAGUUUGGUAAUAAAAAAUUCUUUCUGGAAAAUUCCACGAUAAAAAAUGAGAGUAAAAGAGAAAGAAAAUAUUAAAAACAAAAAUAUUUUUUUCUAAAUCUGAUUAAGAGAGAGAAAGAGGUCGCCCAGAAGAGGAAAAAUAAAAGCAAAAUAUUUUGUCACAUCAGUUCACAAUUAACUCUAUUUAACGUAAAAAACAUGAUUGACACAAAUUUUAUUAGUGAGAAAGUGAAACGUUUUUAAAAGAUAAAAUCAACUUGAAGCGAAAUUAAAAACAAAGAAAGCAAUUAAACUUAAAUAUAAAUAUCAUUAAAUAAAUUUUCUAAUUUCUUAAAGUUAAUUUAUUGUGGAAAGAAGUCUACCCUUAUUUGCACUCCAAGCAACUUUUAAUAACUUGUUUUCCUCACAAAGCUUUAUCUUUCUUGAGUGCUUCUACAUCCGCAGUAUAACACUGAUGAUACCUAACAAACCAAAAAACUGUCCGUCGACUCCAUCACCACCAUCUUCAAUCUUCAAGAUGGCUGGUGGCCACCGGCUUUGUUUUCAGAUUUUGGGAUUCAUUCACGCACUUCAAUUUUUGUGUUCAAUCACAACCGUCUACGGCAUGGUCCCACAGUCCCCGGUUGAAUGCAGCAGUUCAGGGUGCAUUCUCCGCAACUCCUACGGUGCGUGGGGUGACCGCAGGGACUGUUCUGCCCUCAACGUGACAUACCCAACCACAGAAGAACAGCUUCGUUCGGCAGUGUCCUACGCUGUCCGAAACAACCUCAAAGUCAAGGUGGUCACGAAAUUUUCGCACACCAUUCCCAAGUUAGCAUGUCCCCAAGGGAGUUCCAGAGCAAGUGCAGGUGCCACUAUCCUCAUCAGCACAGAGAAAUACGACUCUGGCAUCGAAAUCGAUGCUGCGAAUAUGGCAGUGACUGCGGACGCCGGUGUGGGGCUUCGGCAACUGAUUGACGUGGUUGAGAGUAGAGGGUUCAGCUUGGUGGCUGCGCCUUAUUGGGAGGGGGUGACGGUUGCCGGAGUUAUUAGCACGGGGGCACACGGUAGUUCGUGGUGGGGUAAAGGUGGUUCUGUUCAUGAUCAUGUUCUGGCUAUUACUCUUGUAGUCCCUGCUUCCAGAUCUGAAGGGUAUGCAAAGGUUUUGAGGUUGGAGGCGCAGGACCCCAUGCUUAAUGCGGCCAAGCUGUCUCUGGGAGUGCUUGGUGCCAUCUCUAAGGUAAAAUUAUCCAUCGAGCAUAGGUUCAAAAGAAGCAUAAGAUACAAUUUCUCAGAAAAAGAUGAUGUGAUCGAAGAUGUAUACGCAGAGCAUGCGAAAAAGUAUGAAUUUGCAGAUAUAACUUGGUAUCCAUCAAGGCACACAGUGGUGUACAGAUAUGAUUCUAGGGUUCCCUUAAAUGCCUCCGGUGAUGGACUUAAUGACUUCAUUGGAUUUCAACCCAAUUCCAUCGUGAUAUCAGAAUCAGUUAGAGCAGCAGAAAAACUACUAGAGAGUACGAGAAACGUGAAUGGGAAAUGCUUAACAGCAGCUACAACUUUGGGCUUCAAGAGAUUAGUAGGAAAUGGGUUGAAGAACAAUGGCCAAAUCUUCAGUGGCUACCCUGUAGUGGGUUACCAAGGCAAAAUGCAAACUUCAGGUUCAUGCUUAUAUUCAACAAGAUUUGACACAUCAUGUGCUUGGGAUCCACGAAUCAAAGGGCUAUUUUUCUAUGAGAGCACUGCAAUCUUCCCUUCAUCAGCAUUUGGAGACUUCGUCCGUGACGUGAGAAAACUGAGAGACCUAAAACCAGAAAAUUUCUGUGGGGUGGACAACUAUAACGGGUUGCUAAUUCGCUUCAUCAAAGCCUCAAGUGCAUAUCUAGGGCAACCUGAGGACUCAGUAGUGGUUGAUUUCAACUAUUAUCGGGCAAACGACCCUUCAAAUCCUAGACUAAACCAAGAUCUGUUGGAGGAAGUGGAGCAAUUGGCAUUCUUCAAGUAUGGGGCUAAGCCACAUUGGGCUAAGAAUAGGAAUGUAGCAUUCCUAGGGGUGCAGCAUAAGUAUCCGAAGUUUGACAUGUUCAUUGCAGCAAAACAAAAAAUGGAUCCUCAAAAUGUGUUCUCCAGUGAAUGGUCUGAUGCUAUACUUUAUGGGAAGGAAUCAGAAAAAGUUGAUGGGUGUGCGUUGGAGGGACUCUGCAUAUGUAGCGAAGACAGACAUUGCAGCCCCCAAAAAGGGUUUUACUGCAGCCAUGGCCUUGUCUACAUGGAAGCUAGAGUUUGUAGAUAUUCACAAUCAUCAAUGUCACCGUCAUCAACCAUAGCAUGAUGUGUCUUUUUAUGUCAUAUAAUUGUUUUGAACUGUGUCCACUUGAAUAAAAGUUUGACAUUUAUAACAUAUAGUAUCACUACAAAUGCAGUAAA
Messenger RNA from Vigna radiata var. radiata (mung bean), 2857 nucleotides. RefSeq names its product L-gulonolactone oxidase 3. The coding region runs from base 909 to 2762 and encodes 617 amino acids. Gene Ontology annotation, cellular component: membrane. The transcript has 3 exons. The record is from RefSeq and is a predicted model, not a curated record. NCBI's taxonomy places the organism in Eukaryota, Viridiplantae, Streptophyta, Magnoliopsida, Fabales, Fabaceae. Gene Ontology annotation, molecular function: FAD binding; D-arabinono-1,4-lactone oxidase activity.